Pediculus humanus corporis (human body louse) is the source of this 657-nucleotide messenger RNA. Its product is annotated as GTP-binding nuclear protein RAN1, putative. The coding region runs from base 1 to 657 and encodes 218 amino acids. Gene Ontology annotation, biological process: endosome to lysosome transport; phagosome-lysosome fusion. Gene Ontology annotation, molecular function: GTPase activity; GTP binding. Gene Ontology annotation, cellular component: Golgi apparatus; trans-Golgi network; late endosome. Lineage: Eukaryota; Metazoa; Arthropoda; Insecta; Psocodea; Pediculidae. The transcript has 5 exons. The record is from RefSeq and is a predicted model, not a curated record.
AUGAAAAAAAUCCCGGCACCCGUCGAAGGUCAAAGAGAGCAUUUAUACAAGAUUUUAGUCGUCGGGGAAUUGGGUACCGGUAAAACGUCCAUAAUAAAAAGAUACGUCCAUCAAUUUUUCAGUCAACAUUAUCGCGCGACCAUAGGAGUGGAUUUCGCAUUGAAAGUUCUCAAUUGGGAUUCAAAUACGAUAAUAAGGCUUCAAUUAUGGGAUAUUGCAGGUCAGGAAAGGUUUGGAAACAUGACGAGAGUUUAUUAUAAGGAAGCCGUGGGAGCUUUCAUAGUUUUCGACGUGACGAGAAGCGCGACGUUCGAUGCCGUCGUCAAAUGGAAAGAAGAUUUGGAUUCGAAAGUUCAAUUGAGCGAUGGUAGUCCUAUACCUUGCAUAUUGCUAGCGAAUAAGUGCGAUCAACCGAAAGAAGGUUUAGUCAAUAAUAAAAACAAAAUGGAUGAAUAUUGUAAGGAAAAGGGAUUUUCAACGUGGUACGAAACUUCAGCGAAAGAAAAUAUAAACAUAGAAGAAGCAUCGAGAUCUUUAGUCAAUAAGAUUCUUCAAAACGAUAAAAUGAUGGAAUCCGGAGAUCAAUCGAAAGACAUGGAUAAAUUCGUUUUGGAUUGGAGAUCGGAAAAAGGAAAUGGAAAAUCAUGUUGGUGUUGA